Messenger RNA from Sphenostylis stenocarpa, 1956 nucleotides. Lineage: Eukaryota; Viridiplantae; Streptophyta; Magnoliopsida; Fabales; Fabaceae. The record is from the annotation of a GenBank genome assembly.
AUGAAGGUUGUUAUGAUGAUGAUAUUGCUACCCUUGAUGUUUGCAAUGUUUUCUUGCAUGAGUUUGAGUUCAGCAGCACCGUCUCCAUCUACAACAUCCACAUGCCCCAUGGACUUGAAUUAUGUGCUGAGAAUCCCAUGGAACACUUCUGCUUGCCACAACUUCGAACAAACUUUGGCAGCAAAAAAUGGAACAGAUGCAAACAAUUGUUGCAUAUCACUGUUGUCCCUCUUUGGCGUAGGACUUGCACAGCAUCUCAAAGAGACUUCUCAGUUCCAACUCCCCAACCUUGCCACCUCAUUUUCAUGCAUCCAAGACUUCCAAUCUAAGCUUUCUUCCCUCUCUCUCCCCAACAACCUUGCCGACUCCUGCUUUGACCCUCUUCAGUUUGUGAUCUCCCCCAACAUCUGUGCUGGGAUUCAAACCAUCUCUGAUUGGACCAAAAAGCUUGGUCAGUCCACACCACUCAAUACUGCUUGCAAACCGGAUCUCACCGAUCUCUCCCACUGUGAUUUGUGUCUGGCAGCUGGGUUACAGGUCAAGCAGGAGCUUAUCUCCAUAGAUGGUAACACUUCACAUUCCAUAGAAUGUUUUUACUUUGCCAUUCUCUAUGCUGCUGGGAUUGUGAAUGAGUUUGGACCUGAAAGCAAUGGUGCUGUGACUUGUAUUUUUAGCAUGUCGGUUAAUUCACAAGGGGGGUCUGGGGGAAGGAGUCACCAGGCUCUUGUGUUUGGGUUGACAGGAGCUGGGGUCGCUUUGCUGGUGAUGUCUUCUUUUCUGGGGCUUUAUGUGUGGUAUGACAGGAAGCACAGGAGGAAAAAGGAUGAGACUUUUCAGUUUGAUUUUGACCCUGAGGAACAAGGGUCUAGGCGUAGAUUGAGGCCAAAUACGGGGUCCAUUUGGUUCAAAAUUGGGGAACUUGAGAAGGCUACUGAUAAUUUUUCAUCUAAGAACUUCAUUGGCCGAGGUGGGUUUGGCUUGGUUUUCAAGGGAACCUUGCCUGAUGGGACUGUGGUGGCGGUUAAAAGGAUCUUGGAAUCGGAUUUUCAAGGGAAUGAAGAGUUUUGUAAUGAGGUAGAGAUUAUCAGCAACCUGAAGCACCGGAAUCUGGUGCCUCUAAGAGGCUGUUGUGUGGCUGAGGAGAGUGAGAAUUAUGAUGAAAGGGGAAGCCAAAGGUAUCUUGUGUAUGAUUACAUGCCAAAUGGGAACCUGGAAGACCAUCUCUUUGUAUCACCGGACUCUCAGAAAGCAAAGGGAUCAUUGACAUGGCCCCAGAGGAAAAGCAUAAUCUUGGAUGUGGCAAAGGGGUUGGUCUAUUUGCACUAUGGAGUUAAACCUGCAAUUUACCAUAGGGAUAUCAAGGCCACCAAUAUACUACUUGAUGAAGAUAUGAGAGCAAGAGUUGCUGAUUUUGGUCUUGCUAAACAAAGCAGGGAGGGUCAGUCUCAUCUCACUACUAGAGUGGCUGGAACUCACGGAUAUCUAGCCCCUGAAUAUGCACUCUAUGGUCAGCUCACUGAGAAGAGUGAUGUCUAUAGUUUUGGUGUGGUUGUUUUGGAGAUUAUGUGUGGGAGGAAGGCUCUUGACUUGUCUUCAUCAGGCUCACCAAGGGCAUUCUUGAUCACAGAUUGGGCUUGGUCAUUGGUGAAGGCUGGUAAGUUAGAAGAGGCUCUAGAUGCUUCCCUGGUGAAGGAUGAGAACUUUCCUAGCUCAAAUCCUAAGAGCAUAAUGGAGAGGUUUUUGCUGGUGGGGAUUCUAUGCUCCCAUGUCAUGGUUGCUUUGAGGCCAACAAUUUCUGAUGCUUUGAAGAUGUUGGAAGGUGACAUUGAGGUUCCACAAAUCCCAGAUCGCCCUAUGCCUCUUGGCCACCCUUCCUUUUAUAACGAUGGCAAUACUUUUAGCAUAUCUCCAGCAUUAAGUGGCCCCAAGUUGCAAACUGGAGACAUGCUCAGGUAA